Molecule: messenger RNA, 4869 nt
Organism: Leucoraja erinaceus (little skate)
Lineage: Eukaryota; Metazoa; Chordata; Chondrichthyes; Rajiformes; Rajidae
Product: gap junction alpha-4 protein-like
Exons: 2
Coding region: 1474-2529 (351 amino acids)
Biological process (GO): cell communication
Cellular component (GO): connexin complex
Source: RefSeq, a predicted model, not a curated record
UGCUAAAGUAAUGAAAGAUGGAUGAAAUUUUCAACAAAAGGAAACACUUGUAGCUCAAUCUGGGGGAGACCCCUCAAGAAGAGAGAUUGGAUAAUGUGCCUUCACAGAGUUUAAUAUUUAAAAUACUUUUUUUUAACUUUCAAAAGCUGAUUUUCCACUGUACAGAAAAUAUUUAAGGGCGAAUACAAUGCCAGUUAUUUAUAUCUAAAUAACAGGAAGAGAUAAAGUAGAAACUCCAAAGCUGUACUUUGUCAAUUGUUUUGCAUGCUGAGGUAUUUUAUACAUUGUUUUAACAUUUGUUAUCACUGUGAGUGGCUGAAAUUGUUAGUUAGGAUUUUCUUCUUUUUUCUUUUAAUCUUUGGGACUGAAUGUCAGCAACGCGUGCAUUUAGAUUAUCAGACCCCAAGACCUCUGAGAGUCUCAGAGUAUCUCUGAUGUAGUUGUUAAUUAUUUCAAGUGUAGGUUCCUUGGAAGAUAUCAGCACUUGAUGGUGGUCACUGAAAAUGGUUUAUCAUGGGAGGGUGGAGUAGGUGGGAUUCCUUGGGAGAUGAUAGUUUCUGUCAGAAAGAGCUCCUUUCUGCCUAGAUCUCACCCGUGCCUCGCAAUGAAUAUUAACGGACACAGCAACAAGUAGAUUAUAAAUCAUAGAUACUUACAACAGUCCUCUGUUGUCAGAUAAGACCAGGUAUUAUCUUAGCCAUCACUCUAGCAAAGACAUUUUAAAGCAAUGUCAUGGGCAUUCGUGAACAAGUAAGGCGUAAUUUAUGCUGGUAGUGGGAAAAAGAGCAGUCAUAGAUUGUAUGUAAACAUAAAAAGUAUCAAAAGUAAGUGAGAAAAAUUGACAAAGAACAAGUUCAUAAGUUGCUAUGACCAGCUAUAAACUGCCUGACAGUGGGUGGAAUAAGAUUCAAUUAUAUCUUCCUAACGAGAAUUGUAAGGAUAUUUUAGUUGGAAAGAAUGGCAAAGCUAUGGAGAAAGAGCAGAUAUCUGGAUUCAUUUAAUAUCCCUUUGCAAGAACAGACAGGCUAUCACAAGCAGACUAGCCUUCUUCUAUUUGUAACAUUUUGUAAUUCUACAAUAGCAACCUAAUUGCAUUCCAGUGCUGGCAGAUUCAUCUGCUUAUCAAUCACGCAUUCACACAAUUGACAUUCAAAAUUAUUUGAAACAUCCGUCUUCCUUCUCGUAAGAUAAACAAGUGCUUUGUAAAACCUUAGAAACAGCAACCAGUCAAAUUAAAGGAACGCAAGGAGAUGGAAAUAAAUCCCAGGUGAAGGGGGUCAAUGGCACUGAAGUAUUACCGCAGUCCACGGCCGUGGGAAAACCACUCCACAGCAAGGAAAGGCAACAGAGACCUAAGGUUGAUUCAAGAGCAGGGGUUCCGUAUCUCAUUCUCCAACUCAUGAUCAUAUUCAUUUUUUUAAGUUCCAGCAGUACCUGUUUUACGAUGAAUUCAAAGGAAAAAGACCCAAGAAAAUGGGAGACUGGAGUUUUUUGGAAAAACUCCUUGAUGAAGUACAGGAACAUUCGACUGUGAUUGGCAAAAUCUGGCUCACCGUCCUCUUCAUCUUUCGGAUUCUGAUCCUGGGCACGGCCGCAGAAUACGUCUGGGGUGAUGAGCAGUCGGAUUUUAACUGCAACACGGGGCAGCCAGGUUGCGAGAAUGUCUGCUACGACAAAGCCUUUCCGAUCUCACACGUCCGCUACUGGGUGCUGCAGAUCCUCUUCGUGUCAACGCCUACGCUUAUCUACUUGGGCCACGUCCUGCACAUAUCAAGGAAAGAAGAGAAAUUCAAGCAGAGAGAAGAGGCGUUGAGGUCCCAGCCGAACAAGGACAGCCAAACUGAACUCCUUGUCAAAGAGAUUGCAAUAAAGAAGCAAAAGUACGGCAUUGAUGACUCGGGGAAAAUUAAAAUUAAGGGAGCACUAAUGCUCACCUACACACUAAGUAUUGUCUGCAAAAUGAUAUUUGAACUGAGCUUUUCCUUUGGCCAGUGGUACUUAUAUGGCUUUACAAUGCCAGCAAUUUAUGUCUGCCAAAGAAUACCCUGCCCACACCAAGUGGAUUGCUUUAUAUCUCGUCCUACGGAAAAGACUAUUUUCAUUUUAUUUAUGUUUGCAGUAUCUCUGAUAUCACUCGUGCUAAACCUUCUAGAAAUAUUCCAGCUCGUCGGCAAGUGUAUUAUUAAAAACAUUCAGGCCAAACCCGACAAGCGGAUCUAUCUAAAACCCUCUGACUUUCCAGGGACUCCCUAUAUGGAAAAGGAAUCGUUGCCAAUGGAGUACAUGUACACAACUGUGGAAGGGGCCCACGGGCAUUACCAAAGCUGCAACAAGUCUUCUUCUGAACAGAACUGGACGAACUACACUACAGAACAGAGACUGGCAGACCACAUGGUCAAUCCCAUGCCGUAUAACCUCUUGAGGGAUGUCCCUGAAUUGGUAGACCAAGCCUCAAUACAAAGGCCAAGACCUGUGAGUCCAGCCAGCAGUCAAAGCAGUAGAAGGCGGCAAGAUGACGUUGCAAUCUGAUUUGGGUGAACAUUACUUUUUGAAUGACGGAUAUUUAAGAAUGGUUAUGCUGUACAAGUCUUUUUCAAGACUUUUAGUUAUAAGCGAUGGGCAAAAUUGAACAAGGAGGUCUACAUCCAAUGUGAACUUUAACGCAUAGAAUCAUUUAGGUACAGUGCUGUGAAGAAUGCAACUGUGCUAAAUUGAAGAUAAAGCGCGUGUUUCAUAUUAAAUCAAUGAAUGGAGCUUUUAUUACACGUAAUUUAUUUCCAACUUACUGUGUCUCGCAGAUGAUCUGGGGAGGAAAUGUAUUCUUGGACAAAGUGCAGCAAAAACGAAUUUUGGUCGGUCAGAGCUAUUCACACGAUCCCACGGGCUUUAUUUAAUGAUAUGUCUAACCAAUAAGCAUUCCUGUACAGCAUGUCAGCAAUCUUUAAGGAAAGUUUUGUCGAGGAAUGUUGAUGUCUUAUUUAUUUGUUUUACCGAUCUUUGACACCCAUUUUGAAAAUAUUUUUCUCGGCCUUCUGCUUGGGUAUCUCUCUUGUGACAUUUCCUAAUUGAGAUGCUGGGGUGUGUGAGAGACAACUGCUAACACGCCUUUGUCAAUGCUGGAAGGCAUACAGGAAUGCAUUUGGGUGAGUUGGGCUUCAAACUCCAAUUGGUAACAUUUUCACCCUCACCUUCCCUUGCCACUCCAUUUUGACACUCACAAAGUAUUGACAGCCAAGUGCCCUUCACUCAGUUCAAGGGGAAAUCUUGCAUUCACCACGAAUCAAUAAAAAACAAGAAACAGUUAAUGACAUGAAUACAGCAAGCUUGGUACGAAUAGAUUUAUUUAUUAGCGCUGGUAGAAUAAAGAAUGUUCUGGUGUUAGCGACACAGUAUUACAUGUCAUCCCACAUACAUUCUGUCAAGCCACAAGUGAGAUUUCAUCCAUUGACAAUGAGAACAUUUUGAGGUAUAAGUAAGAUCUGAGAGGAAUCAGCAAGAAAUAUUGCAGCCUAAACACCGUAGAUACAAUUCUUGAUGUGUGCAAAGGAGAUUUUGAGGAAUUUUGCCAGCUUGUUGAACACAUACUGGUGACAUUUUUUUGGUGCCUAUGCUAGAUCCAUGUCCCUGCAGGCUCCAAACUGGUGCAGGAUUGUGAGCACUCUUUAUCAUUAAGAACCCAUUCUUCUGAAAGCUUUUUGAUUACUGAAUGGGUUCAUUGUACAGUAUUGUAAUUGAAUAUUCUUCAGCAGGGAAUGACAUCUUAAAGUAGUGUACAUAGAAUUCAUUGGCUAUGAUUUUACACUCUCAAGUAAUAAAUGAGAUAUAUUGGAAUCGGAGAUGCAGACUCUUCAUUUAAGAGAAAAUGGGAAUAUCAUGGAAAAUCAAUGAAUAUUUUGUGCUAAUUUCAAAAUGCAACAAAAAAUCUGCCUCUGGCCUCAAAUCCCCAAAAGCUCAGCCUCAAUCUUAUGUAUUAUUUACCAAUUUAUGAAUAUGAUUAUUGUUCCUAAUCCUCAAUGCUUGUGCGUCCCUCAAUUCAAAAAUAGGUGCUCUUCCUCCUUUAUGUAUUGUGCCACUGAGAGCAAAAUGCUUAAUUUUCUCUUCCACCUCAUCUCCUUUUGCAUCAAAACUUUACAUUUCUCACUUGUCUUCAUGCCUUCACUUCUUCCUUCUACUUGCUGAAUUUGUACCUUAAAGUGUGGGGUAUCUAUCACCAAGAUACUUCAAAUAUGCUCAGCACAGAGGCCUUUCAUAUGAGUUUCUCUAUAUUUAUAAACUUUUACUAAAUACCAAGAGAUUCUCCAUUUUGUAAAUCAAAACUGUGACCCCACAUAACACGGAACAGAACUGAGAAAAAAAAAAUUACCGCACAUUUUAAAAUAAAGUUACAAUUUAUUUGGAGAUUAAUUGGUUGUGCAUCUUUUAUUAAAGCCUCAUGUGGGGACUACAGUUAAAAUAUAUCACAAUACACAGAAUAGUUGCCUUUAUUUCAGCAAAUCGUUCUUCAUGUCACCUAAUGCCAAGAUAUUCAGCAAAAGAAUGAAAGACAAAUUGACAAGCGAUGCAAGAUAUCAAUGUCUGUGUGAAAACUGCUUCAUUGGCGGUGACUUGUACUAGAAAUUAAAAAGGCAGAUUCUGAGAUGAAAUAUUAUAUCCUGAAGUUACUUUCUUUGUACUUUUGGCACAAUUGCAGCCAUUUUACUGAAUUUUGAAUGGCGGAAACCCUUGAAUAUCAAUUCUGUAAAUAAUAUUUUGAUUAAAUACCAUAUUAGUUGAAGUAUUAUGUAGAAUUUGAUUGUGUUUUAAUUCUUGAUGUCUUUUGAACUGCUGACCAAAAAUAAAACUUAAGAAGCAUAAGCAAUGAUUUUAUUU